AUGGGCGAACAAGAGGGUGGUUCAAAUAAAAACAUAGCUUGCCAUGUGCGGGUCCCGAAAUGGUUCAAGGAUCGAUUCAGAAAGUUUGGAAUCCUGAUUGGUUCCCAUCCUAUCAAGCUCAUCGCGUUGUCAUUAAUCGUGACUGUUGGUCUGAGCUGUGGGAUGUUGAAACUGACGUCGGAGUCGGACACAGAAACUUUGUAUACUCCAGUGGAUAGUCAGGCUUCCAAGGACAGAGAGAAGAUUCAGGCUGUAUUUGAAGACGACACUGGCAGCAACUUCUUCCCUCGCUCAUUGACAAAGUCCGACCUAUACGGGGAUGUCAUAUUUUCAACUGUAAAUGUUGUUGAUGAGGACUCAGCGUCAACAAUACGAUUCUAUAUUGAUCACAUCAAGAAUAUAACUGUUACGCUCGACAAUAUUCAGUAUUCCUACUCUGAUGUAUGUGCUAGACGAGAUGGAAGCUGCUACAGAUCUGAUGAUACUUUCAUUGGUUCUGUUACUGUUGGUGUAACUUAUCCGGUAUUCAACAAUGUAGAUUUGCCUUCAGUCUUAGGAAAUGUCAACGCAAAGGACGGUAAAUUAGUUUCAGCAGGGUACCUGAAAGUAACCUUCCACCUGAGGCAGGACUCGGUCAUCCUUCGUGCUGCAGCGAUUGCCUGGGAAGAUGAAUUCAUCAAAGUAAUGUCAACUUUGAAACCUGAAAACGUUACCAUGAGCUAUGCUACAUCACAGUCUCUGAACAAGGAACUGGAUGCCAACACCGGAGGGGACAUCACUUACUUCUCAAUAACGUUCACGUUGAUGAUCACUUAUGCAACAAUAAUCGUUGGUGGUGACAUGGUGUCAUCGAGGACGUGGGUUUCCUGGGCAGGAGUUCUAGCGGCUGGAAUGGGGAUUGUAUCUUCCUUUGGUCUUGUUAGCCUGUGUGGAAUGAAGUUUGUCAACAUUGUUGGGACGAUGCCAUUUCUUGUCCUAGGUAUUGGUGUGGACGACAUGUUCCUGUUGAUGUCAAGCUGGGCGGACACCUACCGUCAUCAAGACGUGUCUGUGGAAAACAGGAUUGGGAUGACGUUUGCGUCAGCUGGCAUUGGUAUCACCAUAACAUCACUGACAGACCUUCUUGCCUUCAUAAUUGGAACAUCCUCCGUCUUCAUCAGCGUCAGGAACUUCUGUGUAUAUACAGGGGUGGCCGUCAUAUUCUCCUACCUGUACCAGUGCUUCUUUUUUGCACCUUGUCUGAGUCUUCACGGCAGCCGAGUAGACGCUCGCCGACACUGCCUGACCUGCCUCAGAGUGAAGAGUCGGUUGGACUACAGGGAAGAGGACAAAAAUUGUCUCUACGUGUACAGUUGUGGAGGAACACGUCCAACAGAAAAAGGGCAAGAUGAACGUAUAUGCGAGAGUGGUCCAAGAAAAAUACUCCCUGUCAUACUCCUUCAUGUUGCUGGUUUCUCUGUUGACUUCAGCGUCACGUCUGCUCAGCCUUCUUGCUCGGAGAGGGCAGCACUCGUCGUGAAAAAAGUCAAAUAUGCUAUUGUUCAUGCUUCAGGUCCCGUACUAAAUGGCGCCAUCUCCUCUCUUUCCUUGGCGUCAUAA
Molecule: messenger RNA, 1599 nt
Organism: Haliotis rubra (blacklip abalone)
Lineage: Eukaryota; Metazoa; Mollusca; Gastropoda; Lepetellida; Haliotidae
Product: patched domain-containing protein 3-like
Exons: 5
Coding region: 1-1599 (532 amino acids)
Cellular component (GO): membrane
Source: RefSeq, a predicted model, not a curated record